Messenger RNA from Mucor mucedo, 537 nucleotides. RefSeq lists its product as uncharacterized. NCBI's taxonomy places the organism in Eukaryota, Fungi, Mucoromycota, Mucoromycetes, Mucorales, Mucoraceae. The record is from RefSeq and is a predicted model, not a curated record. The transcript has 5 exons. The coding region runs from base 1 to 537 and encodes 178 amino acids.
AUGCUGGAGAAGGAGAAUAUCCGCGUCAAAGCUACACGAGAUGUCCCUUCAUUUGCUGAGGCUGUCCAGCAGAAUGUACGUGUCAUUGAGGUGAAGGCUGCUUUUAAAGCCGAAUUUCUAGUUGGAAAAACAUUCUUGGACAAGGAAGCUGCAAGACUUCAAAUACAGUCUUUUCGUACGACCAAGAAUAUCCCUUUUGAGUUUCUCAAAAGCGACGAAUCUUACAUUAAGUUGAUUUGUAAGCAUUUUCGUAACUAUCGUUCUGCCAGAAAAGGUGAAAAUGCAGAAGAUGCAGGAAAUGAUAAAGGAUCAGAGAGUGGGGUUCAGCGAACUAACAGAACCACUGGACGAACAGGAUGCUCCGCAUUUGCUUAUCUCCGUAAGGAUACGAGAGCUAUCGGUCAGUCAUGGACAAUUCGAUUCAGCCGUUUUGAACACAAUCACCCUUUGUCGCUCAAGGCUGAAGAUCAAGAACUUGCAAUUAGUCUCAUGCGUGCAGGAACAACACCAAGUGGAACGUUAAAGCAAAUCGUUUAA